This is a messenger RNA of Salvia splendens (bonfire salvia), 294 nucleotides long. RefSeq names its product plasma membrane ATPase 2. The record is from RefSeq and is a predicted model, not a curated record. NCBI's taxonomy places the organism in Eukaryota, Viridiplantae, Streptophyta, Magnoliopsida, Lamiales, Lamiaceae. The transcript is spliced from 2 exons. Gene Ontology annotation, molecular function: ATP hydrolysis activity; transporter activity; ATP binding. Gene Ontology annotation, cellular component: membrane. Bases 1 to 294 code for a protein of 97 amino acids.
AUGAAUCCAUCCGCUUCUUUACUUGGUAAUCACAAGGAUGAGUCUGUAGCCGGUCUUCUUUUUAAAGAACUGAUUGAGAAGGCAGGUGGUUUUGCUGGGGUAUUUUCAGAGCCCAAAUAUGAAAUCAUGAAGAAGCUGCAGGAUAGGAAGCACAUGGUUGGCAUGAAAAGUAAUGAUGUCAAUGAUGCCCCGACUCUGAACAAGGCAGAUAUAGGAACUGCAGUUUAUGACAUUGUGCUCACUAAACCUGGGCUUAGUGUUAUCAUUAGAGUAGAGCCAUAUUCUAGAGAAUGA